Messenger RNA from Vigna unguiculata (cowpea), 910 nucleotides. RefSeq lists its product as uncharacterized. The record is from RefSeq and is a predicted model, not a curated record. NCBI's taxonomy places the organism in Eukaryota, Viridiplantae, Streptophyta, Magnoliopsida, Fabales, Fabaceae.
UACGAGGAAGCUACUAAAAACACUUCACUCCGUUCUUUUUCUUUCACUUUAUGUUCCACCAAUCCUUGCUUCCUUCUCUUUUUCCAACAUUUUCAAAUAUCCAUCCAAAUUCUUCUUCUUCUUCUUCAAAGGCUCAUCAUUUCUUCACCAUGGACGGUCUCAUCAAUACAGCUUCACACUUUCUUCUGAGGGCUUCUACACUGUUAGAGUCUCAAUCCACCAUGGAUCGUUUCACCGAUUGGGGUUCCAGCUUUCUUCCGAGUCUUCAAACUAUGAUGGAUUCUGUCAUCAACUGGUUGGUGUCCCUGAUAAGUUGUUUAGGGGCAAAGAUUAAUCCAAUACUCGAAAAAUUCACAGGAUAUACAUUCAAUGUUAAGGAUAACUCUUGUGAUGAAGUUGGAAUUGAUGGAGAAACGUGGUUGCGUGUUGCUGGUGCUGUUGGGGUGGCUGUGGUGGCCAUUCUUGUUGUUUGGUUUCUUUGGAAGAUGAUUAUGCUGAUUUUCAGAUGUUUUUACCGUUGUUACUGUCGUUGUUGCAGAAGAAGAAGGAAGACAAUGACGGCUCCAGGGAGGAACUGUCGCAUUUUUAGAGACAACUUUGAACGCAAUCCUAGAGAUUAUUUUCGUAAUCUGCGUAAUGAUCAACAUGCGUGUUUGGUUUGAAAUGUUGAAGUAAACCCACGCCAAAGCAGUACUUUUUACUUCUUUGAACUUAUUAAGUGGUGUUGGUUGUUAUAUUAAGGCCUGUUUGUGUUUUGGAUGGUGCAUGCGUGGCAUGAUUUGGGUGAUUUGAUGUUGUUCCAAAUAUGUUGUAAUUUGUGUUGAUAUUUGAAGUGUAGUAUCAAACACUAUGUUUGCUGUUUCUUGAUGAGACUGAAGUAUUUUUUGGUUAAACAUUUCUUGUUUAUUUA